Molecule: messenger RNA, 3031 nt
Organism: Stegodyphus dumicola
Lineage: Eukaryota; Metazoa; Arthropoda; Arachnida; Araneae; Eresidae
Product: four and a half LIM domains protein 2-like
Cellular component (GO): nucleus; Z disc
Molecular function (GO): transcription coregulator activity; zinc ion binding
Source: RefSeq, a predicted model, not a curated record
CCUUUGAGCCUGUUCGAAUCUCGACUGAGACACACAUUCCGUCAGUAACGACUCGUCGCAGACGUGCAGUUCUCGCUUAUCCUUACUAGCCAACAUGUCCGAGGUUGAAGAGGUCAAGAAAACGGUCAAGAAGACCACCAAAAAGAAGACCAGAGUUCAAGUAGAAGUUGAGACCGAGGAAAGCAAGAAUAAUCCGGAUCCUUCUCAAGGAGACAAGAAUGAGCUGAUUUUCUCUGGCGAAUAUACGAAAGCAAUGUCCAAGGACUGGCAUUCAGCUCACUUCUGCUGCUGGCAAUGCGACGAGUCUCUGACUGGACAACGCUAUGUGCUGAGGGACGAGCAUCCAUACUGCGUCCGAUGUUACGAACAAGUGUUUGCCAAUAGCUGCGAAGAAUGCGGGAAACUUAUCGGCAUCGAUUCAAAGGAUCUAUCUUACAAGGAAAAGCACUGGCAUGAAGCAUGUUUCCUGUGCAACAAAUGUCGAGUAUCUCUUGUGGAUAAGCCCUUUGGUUCUAAAGCCGAGAAAGUUUACUGUGCCAAUUGUUAUGACGCAUCUUUUGCCACUCGAUGUGAUGGCUGUGGAGAAGUAUUUAAAGCGGGUACAAAAAAGAUGGAAUACAAAGGCCAUCAAUGGCACGAUCAAUGUUUCUGCUGCUGCAUGUGCAAAGCUCCUAUUGGAACAAAAAGCUUCAUCCCACGUGAUAAUGAUAUAUAUUGCACAGGUUGCUAUGAAGAGAAAUAUGCCACUAGAUGUAUUAAAUGCAACCAGAUUAUUACAAGCGGGGGUGUAACGUAUCGCAACGAACCCUGGCACAGAGAGUGCUUUUGUUGUACCAAUUGCAAUACAUGCCUUGCUGGUCAGCGUUUCACAUCAAGAGAUGACAAACCCUACUGCGCAGAGUGCUUUGGGGAACUCUUUGCCAAGAGAUGCAUAGCUUGCUCGAGGCCUAUAACUGGUAUCGGCGGCACUCGUUUCAUCUCUUUCGAAGAUCGUACUUGGCAUAAUGAUUGCUUUAUCUGUGCUAUGUGUAAAGCCUCUCUGGUGGGCAAAGGCUUCAUCACUGACGGUCCUGAUAUAUUGUGCCCUGAAUGUGCUAAGCAGAAGCUCAUGUAAAUCCUACACCUUCAGCCUUAGAGGUCUAGCUUUGACUGUGCUCGGAUUUCCAGGAACAUCUGAGAACAUGUCUAUCACUAAAUAUUGCUGCUAAUUGUAAUAUGGGUGGCUGUGCUGUGUGUUCAGCUUUGCAGUAUAAUUUUUAUUUUUUACCUGCUACUGUUGGUGCUACAACUUCGUUUCGUACAAAGAUCCUCUGAAAACUAAUAUAAACUGGAGAAUGUUUCCUUCACUAAUACUGAACCUUGAAUUUUAAUAUUUGCUGCCGAAUUUCUGACACUUCCUAAUAAUCAACAUUAAUAUAUGAAAGCGCCAUCCACAUAAGCAAGUUCUGCAUGCUUGCAUUUAUCUCUUACUCAUGCUGUAUGUGUGCUUCUUUAUUAGUAAAUUAAUUUUUAAAUCUCAAGCUUAUAUAAUCUAUCCAACCAGCAAUUUUUGCGAGGACAACUUAUUUCCAUAAGGAUAGCUGUUUCGAAAUGGAACUAUAAGACUUUUUUUUAUUCGAAUGAGUGGACUUUAUCAACCAAUUAAAAUGAAUUUAAAUUCCGGGGUUCUCGAGCUUGAAGUUUGUGGGAAUGCCAAAAAUAGAUUCUAACGAUUCUUCUCUUAAUUCUUGAGUUUUCAUCUACCAUGUUUUAAAAUAUUUUCCACUUGAUCAAGGUACUGAAACCCAAACAAGACAGAAAUGCAUAAUACAUUGUAGUUGGGACCAAGUUAAUGAAAAUUUGAGUUCUGCAUUUAUAUUCUGUUAAUUUUUCAGAAAAAAAUGCUAAUAGAGUUUUCCCAUUAACUCUCUAAAAGUAUUAUUAUUAAUUGUUAUUUCACUGCUUAAAUAUUUUAUCUAGCAGUUGUUAAUUUUCUUUUGAGAUUUUUCAUAAAAUUUAAAACAAAAUAUGUUUUAAAAAGAUUUUUCGAAAUUUAGAUAAAAUAAAGUAUGUCUUCAAUUCCCAGUUUUCUUGGAAAAAAUUAGCAUUCUUAUUGUCUAUAACAUUACAGAUAAGUAAGAAAUGUCUGUGUAAAUGAUUUUUUUACUCUAUCUUUUUCUCAGAUAUCAAUAUACACUUAUAAGAAUUGUUCCAUCUUUCCACCAUGCUUCCCAAAUGUCUUCUAAUUUGAGAACCCCUUUCACUUUCAUAGUCACGUGUUAUCUGCAUUAAAAGAAAAUUAAUGUUAAAUUUAUAAGUUAAGGUUUCUGAAAUGGAAGACUAAAAUAUUUUAUAGAUGUACAAAACAGACUUAUUACCUGUUUUAUAUUUUGAUAUGUUUUAAAAAGCGUAAAAUAGUAGUCUUGAUAUCUUUCUUUAAAAAUAUGCAACUGUGUAUUACUAUUCAGUUUGAAAAUUAGGAAAUACUUUGCAUUUUUUCUUUCUAAUUAAUUUUAAUGCUGUAAUUUAAAAUUUAUAUUUUUAAAAGUAUAUAACUGUGUAACAUAUAAAAAGGAAUUAUUUUAUUCCAGAACUUGUUUUGUCAAUCAUUUGUCUGACUCCUUUUGUAUACUUUGUAAAAUACUAAAAGAAUAUUUUUUAAUACUUGAGAAAAAUUAACACCUAAAUGUCGAAACUUACAGAUUUCUUGUGUUGUAUCAAUCUUUAACUCAUAAUAAAUAAAAGUUGCAUACUUGUUUUUAACAAAAAGCUUUAGGGUAGACACAAUUCUGUUUUAAUCUUUGCUUUUUUUUUUUUUUUUUUUUUUUUUUUUUUUUUGCAUGUGCACCACAAUGCAGUUCUAGCAGAAGCAGGUGCAGAAAUUAUUUUAAGUGCCAUACGAAAUAUUCCUGUUCAAAAUCUUUCACUCUAAAAAUUGUAUUUAUUAUGUUCAUAAAAUUAAAUGAGAAGACCAUGUUAUAAAAAUGAUAUGAGCUUUUAAUUUUAUUCUAUUUUGAAUUUCAAGUAUCAAAAUAAAAAUAUAUUCCUUUCA